This is a messenger RNA of Talaromyces proteolyticus, 1629 nucleotides long. RefSeq names its product putative choline oxidase. The record is from RefSeq and is a predicted model, not a curated record. Lineage: Eukaryota; Fungi; Ascomycota; Eurotiomycetes; Eurotiales; Trichocomaceae. Bases 1 to 1629 code for a protein of 542 amino acids. Gene Ontology annotation, molecular function: flavin adenine dinucleotide binding; oxidoreductase activity, acting on CH-OH group of donors. The transcript is spliced from 2 exons.
AUGGCUACCACUACUUUCCUGCCGCCGAGUGACGUGGAUGCCUACGACUAUGUGAUCGUAGGAGGAGGCACUGCAGGUUGCGUGAUCGCCUCGCGCCUCGCAGAGUACCUGCCCAACAAGCGCAUUCUACUCAUCGAGGCCGGUCCAAGCGACUUCAUGGACGACCGCGUCCUGAACCUCAAGGAAUGGCUCAGCCUGCUGGGCGGCGAGCUCGACUACGACUACCCGACGACCGAGCAACCAAUGGGUAACAGCCACAUCCGGCAUUCCCGUGCCAAAGUUCUUGGCGGCUGCUCCUCACACAACACGCUGAUUUCCUUCCGACCUUUCGAAUACGACACCCGCCUAUGGGAGGAGCUGGGCUGCAAAGGCUGGUCCUUUGACAUGUUUACGCGCGUGCUCGAUAACCUGCGCAACACUGUCCAGCCUGUUCAUGCUCGCCACCGUAACCAGCUCUGCAAGGACUGGGUGCAGUCAUGCUCCACCGCCUUGAAUAUUCCGGUCAUUGAGGACUUCAACAACGAGAUUCGCAGCAAGGGGGAACUCACUGAAGGUGUCGGCUUCUUCUCUGUCUCGUACAAUCCCGAUGAUGGCCGCCGCAGCAGUGCUAGUGUCGCUUACAUCCACCCAAUUCUUCGCGGCGAGGAAAAGCGUCCUAACUUGACUAUCCUGACCAACGCUUGGGUUUCUCGCGUAAAUGUCACCGGUGACGUCGUCACCGGAGUUGAUGUGACUCUUCAAUCAGGCGUGAAGCACACCUUGUGCCCAAAAAUCGAGACUGUUCUUUGCGCUGGUGCUGUGGACACCCCGCGUUUGCUGUUGCUGUCCGGAAUCGGUCCACAGGAUCAAUUGUCAUCUCUCGGAAUUCCAUUAGUCAAGGACAUUCGCGGCGUUGGCGAGAAUCUAAUCGACCACCCGGAAAGUAUCAUCAUCUGGGAGCUCAACCAGCCCGUACCCCCCAACCAAACCACAAUGGACUCCGACGCUGGAAUCUUCCUGCGCCGAGAAGCUCCAAACGCAGCGGGCAGUGACGGACGUGCCGCCGAUGUCAUGAUGCACUGCUACCAAAUCCCCUUCUGCUUGAACACCACUCGCCUAGGAUACGACACCCCAGUUGACGCCUUCUGCAUGACGCCCAACAUCCCGCGCCCACGGUCCCGCGGCCGUCUAUACCUGACCUCAUCCGACUCCAGCGUCAAACCAGCCCUCGACUUCCGCUAUUUCACCGAUCCGGAGGGCUACGACGCCGCCACCAUUGUCGCCGGAUUCAAAGCUGCCCGCGAAGUCGCCAAGCAAGCCCCAUUCAAAGACUGGAUCAAGCGCGAAGUGGCCCCUGGUCCAGGAGUAACUACCGACGAGGCUCUGUCUGAGUACGGCCGCCGCGUCGCUCACACCGUCUACCAUCCUGCCGGAACGACCAAAAUGGGCGACAUCCAGCGCGACCCUCUUGCCGUGGUUGACCCGCAAUUGCGUCUCCGCGGCCUGAAGAACGUGCGUAUAGCUGAUGCCGGCGUGUUCCCCAAUAUGCCCACUAUCAACCCCAUGCUCACUGUGUUGGGUAUUGGUGAGCGAGCGGCCGAGAUGAUUGCCGAGGAGGCUGGAUGGAAGAGGAACCAGCCUAGACUGUAG